GACUCUGGGCUCGAGAUUGCUGGGAGGCCUGUGUGUGCGCAUGGCUGUUGGUGCUCACUGAUGCUUCUGUGUAUCGUUCACCUAUCGUAUCUKAAAGUUUUUUGAAGUUUUCCCACAAAAUCUUUAACCAUGACGUCUAUGCCCCUCAACCCCAAGCCAUUUCUAAAUAGUUUGACAGGAAAGCCAGUGAUGGUUAAGCUAAAAUGGGGCAUGGAAUAUAAAGGCUAUCUAGUAUCUGUAGACGGUUAUAUGAACCUUCAAUUAGCAAAUACUGAAGAAUUUAUUGAUGGAGCACUAGCAGGAAACCUUGGUGAAGUACUUAUCAG
Messenger RNA from Exaiptasia diaphana, 326 nucleotides. RefSeq names its product small nuclear ribonucleoprotein F. Gene Ontology annotation, biological process: mRNA splicing, via spliceosome; spliceosomal snRNP assembly. Lineage: Eukaryota; Metazoa; Cnidaria; Anthozoa; Actiniaria; Aiptasiidae. The record is from RefSeq and is a predicted model, not a curated record. Gene Ontology annotation, cellular component: U1 snRNP; catalytic step 2 spliceosome. Gene Ontology annotation, molecular function: RNA binding.